GUAAACAACAUAUUUUUGAAUUUAAAUGUUUGAAGUAAUUAUUAAUUGAAAGUAUUGAGAUUCUGGUUUUUUUUUGUGGAACAAACAAAUAAAAAUUUUGCUAGUUUAACGAGGAUAAUCAUUUAAUUAUUAGAGCACGCAAACAAAUAGAAUAAGGAAAGCUAAACAAAAAAAACCAAAACUGUUCGCUGUCUUAAGAAAUUCAAAAAGAAAAUUUUAAAAAAUAAUCACAAAGGAAGAAAACCAGGAAUUCAUAUCUUUUAUUUCGCAUGCAACAAAAGAGACGACGUGAUAAGGAAACGGAAGUAACACGAAAAACAGCAACAAAAUAAAAUACCAAAAAGAUAUUGAAAAGGAACAAAAAAAAAAAAAGAAGACAAGAAGUAAAUUUGAAAAAAGAUAAAGGAAAACAUAGCAGUUUGUACGCGCAUUUAAAUAAAUAGAAAGAAACUGGAAAGAAAAUAAAAGAAAAAUAAGGAUUCAGGAUGAUGGAAAAAUGAAUUUUUCAAGAUUUAUUGAAUGAAAAAGAUAUAUUGGUAAUAUAAAAUAUUUUAAGGAAAUGUACUACAUUGAACGCAAUUAUAAUUACAAAAUAUUUUAAGAUCGACCAAAAAUAUCAGUAUAAUAAAUUAAUGAAAUGCAACUCAAAACAUUUUAUAUGGUUUAAUAAACUGAAUGGUGAUGAUGAACAUUAUAAAAAAUUAAAUUUAAUAUCAACUGUGCUCGUACAACAACUUUAAUGUCAAACAUUUAGUGAAAAUCGCAUAACAUUGCAUUAAAAAUAAAAGCCAUUUAAAUUUUGAAAAUUACACAUUCAACAAAGAGAACCAACUUAAGGAUAUUCUGUCGAAGAAAAUUUGCGAAAAAAAUUCAACAAAAAAAAAAAAAUAAAACCUUGAAAAACAUCAUUGAAAUUAUUAACAAUAUUAAAAAACAAAAGAAAAGGACUCUUGAAGACAGCAUCCAUAAUUACACACUCAGCAAAUAAUCUUUUUAAAUAUAAAGAAUUUCGUAUAUGUGAAGAAGGAAGAAAUUAAAAUAUCUUGUAAAUUUUACUACAUACUUUAGGCAUCCAAUUGAAAAUUUCUUCUUAACAUGAAAAUAUAAUUAUUAUAUAACCUUAUAAUAAUUAUAUAGGAGACAAAAUUCAGAAUUUAUUUUUAUCAACACGUAUAUGCGAAUAAUUUUUUUUCAUAAAAAAUUUUUUCAAAUGCUCAAAUAAUUAUAUUGUAAAUGAAAAUAUAAAAAUUUUAAGGAAAUGAAAUUAAUUAUUGUAAGAAUUUUUCCUUCUUCAUUACCUACAAAAGCAAUUAAAAUCAAAAGGAAAAAGGAUUAUACAUAAUUAAAACAGAAAAGAAAAUUAUAUUUGAAAAAAAAAAACAAUAGAAGUAUAACGUGAUAAAAAUCCAAAUUCUAGAGGAGCAAGACAGAUAUAUAAAAAAAACCGUGAAAGGAAGAGGAGAAAAAUUUAUUAUAAAAUUGAAGGACGUAAAGGAAAAAAAAAAAUCUUCAAAUUACGAACAAAAGCAAAAGGAUAUCUUUUAUUUCUAUAUUUUUUUGGCAAAAUUUCAUAUACAAAAUUGUAAAUUGUUUAAAUUCAGAGCUACUUUUACCAAUAUUUAUUUAAACUCAACACUUAUAUAACCUAGAAAGUGCAGCAUUAUUAAAUUUUAGUUUUCAUCUUCGACUAAUGGUUUUUUAUUCUUCAAAUAUACCGAAAUACUGCAUUUUAAUUAUUUAUAUUUUACCAUUUUUUACCAUUAUACUUAAAUAAGUUUUUUCGCUGUUUAUAAAUAUUUUGAGACGUAUUAAACACUUUAUAUACAAGCAUAUAAUUAUAUUCACAUUAGUACCUGUUUACAACUAUAAAUCUAUAUAUUAAAAAAGUUUUUGGCCUAAAUACAAACUUCCAUGUUUACCUCAUCAAAAAACAAAAAUAUUUAUUGGUUUUUCUUCACAACAAAAGAACAACUAAAACAGCAGCAGAAAAUAGCAAAAUUCAUUAAAUUCCAUUCAACUAUUUUAUAAAUUUUUUAAAAACGCAACUUUAAAUUCAACAAUAAACAAAAAAUAUUUUGCUUCUUCUAUAUAAGAUUUUAAUAAUAGUCAAGAAUAAAAACAAAAAUAUUCGCUUACAACGUUAUAAAUUGCGAUACAAGACUAACAUUAUACUUAAAGAAAUAAGCAAAUUUUAGAAAAAGGAAUUAAAAUAAUAAAUCAUAUAAUAUAACAAUAUCAAAAUAAUAAUAUAAAAAAAUUUUCAAAUGAACGUUGAACAAACCAGAGCUUCAAAAGAAAAUAUUCUUAAAAAUAUAGAAUAAAAUAAAGGGAAAAACAAAAAACUUUUUAAAUUCACACAAAAAUUCAAAUAUUUUCUGGCACUUUCUCUAUAAUAAAAGUUAAUUAAUCUUAUAUAACUUAAAAAUAAUUAAAACUAUAAAUAUAAUAAAAAAAAAACACCUAUAUAUACAUAUACUGAUUUACCUUUUUUGCUCGUAGCUAGCUAUAACUAUAAUCAAUUGAAUUUUUAAUAAAAUAUUGUCUAUAUAAAUAUAAUAUAAAAUAAUAUUUUAAAAUAAAAACACUAUUAGAAUUGCCAUCAAUAAAAUAACAUACAUCCAUUACUAUUAUAUUGUCGAAUCGCAUAUAUAAACAUCUAUAUCGCGCUUUUCUUCAAAAAGAGUUCCUUCAAUAUUUUUUAAAUGCCAAAUUAUUACGUAUAAAAAAUACGCAGUUUCAACCAACAUCCAGACUAAAAUAUUUAAAAUUCUAUUAAAUAUAUUAUAUAAUAGUACACUUCCAACUGUUGAAAAAAAAUUCACAAGAAUAUCUACAAAUAUUCAAGAAAAUUAUUCCGGAAAUUUGAACAAGUUGUUGCAGUUAUCAUUAAAACAUUAUAUUGGAAAUAACAUUAAAAAUCUAUAUAUAAAUUACAAGAAAAUCAAUGAAAUUAAAAAUUCAAUGAAAUUUUCAUUAUAAUUGCACAAUUGACAAUUCUGGGAAAGCUCAUAUUAUAUAAAAAUAAAAUAAUUUUGGAUUCACAAAAUAAAAUUAUCAAUUAUCUACCUUUCAAUUCAUUAUUUUUAUUAUCGGCCUUAUUUUCAAAUUUUAUAUUUUAUUUUAAUUAUUAUAAAUCAAAAUUAAAAAAAAAAGAAUUACUAAAUUAUUACAAAAAUAAAAAUGUUUACGAGACGUAAUUGGUUACUUAGAUGUAGUAUAUUAAUAAAUAUUGCUGUUAUUUUAUAUAUAUGUAGUCAUGUAAUGAUUGGUGGAGGUGGUAAUUUUGCUACCGGUCCAGCAUAUUUUAUACAAUCAGCAGAUGAUGUGCCUAAUAGUAAUACAAAUAGUAAUAAUAAUAAUAGAAGACAAAUAGUUGUAUCGAAUAUAAUUGAAAAUAAUAAUAAUAAACAAGAACAAGAACAACAGCAACAUCAACAUCAGCAACAACAACAUCAUCAUCAUCAUUUAAAACAUCAACAACAACAAAAAUUAAUUGAUAGUAAUAGUAAUGAUGAUAAUAUUAGAAUUAAUAAUGAUGGUACAGGUGGUGAUGUUAUUAUGAAAAUAGUUUCUUCAUCAAAAAAUUCUGGUAAUAAACCAGUUAAAGAACAGGAUAGUGAUAAAUUAAAUAAAAUUGCUCAAAUUGAUGAAGAAACAAUACCAGGACCAAAUGAAGAAAUCGCUGCACCACCUAUAAUACAAGUAGUUAGUCAAAAACAGCAACAACAACAAUUACAACAUAAUAGUAAUAUAUUAUCAAAAGAUAAUACAGCUAAUGCUGGUAAUAAUGUUGCUGGUAGUGGUGGUGCUCCUGCUUCAGCAGUUGCUGGUACAGGGGUUGUUGUUAAUCCAAAUAAUGGAGAAAAUCCUGUGGCAUCACCUGCUGAUGAAAAACGUUUUGAAGUGCCAACUGAUUCAAAUGAAAUAGCUGCACAAGAGAAAAGUCAAAGUGAAAUUGCUGGUCAACCAGAUCCAAAUGGUGGUUUUGUAAAUAAUUCAAAUACUGAUAAUUAUGUUGUUAGUGGAGAUGAAAAAGAUUUUGAUGAACGAUUACGUUCAUUACUUAAGUGCCAUGAUCGUGAUUAUAUACCAGAAACAUUACAGCGAGGUGAUUUUUGGGUAUUAAAAAAUUAUAUUAGAGCUGAUCAUGGUGAAUUAAAGUGCCACGAAACAGUUACGUAUACUACACAUGCGGAUUAUACAUUUUUAGAUAAUUUAAUUCCUUUAUUAGAAAGAUGGAAUGCACCUGUUAGUAUAGCAAUACAUGCACCAGGUGGUGAUUUUCAACCAACUGUUAAUUCAAUAAAAUAUUUAAGAGACUGUUUACCCGAAAGUAAUUUAGUAAGACAAUUGGUUACAUUUCAUAUAUAUUUUAGUACGAAACAUAUCCCAAAGAAUGUACCGAAAUAUGAUCAAGUUUUAGCAACGCCAUAUAAUUGCACAUUAUCGCCACCAUUUAUUAAUAUAACAUCUUCACAUUUGUAUAAAACACAGAAAAAAUUAUUAUAUCCAGUUAAUGUUGGACGAAAUAUUGCAAGAGAUGCAGCUUUAACACAUUUUAUAUUAGCAAGUGAUAUUGAAUUAUAUCCGAAUCCAGGAUUAGUUAAAAAAUUUUUAGAAAUGAUAGCAAGAAAUGAUGCAUACUUACAGAGAAAAUCUCCAAGAGUUUUCCCUCUGUCAAUUUUCGAAGUUGAAAGUACCGUUCCAGUACCAAAAGAUAAAACUGAACUUCAAGAAUUAUUAAGAACGAAUAAAGCAAUUCCAUUUCAUAAGAGAGUAUGCUCAAGUUGUCAUGGUGUUCCAAAAUCAAAAGAAUGGAUGGCAACAAAUGAAACUGAGGAAUUAGGUGUUUUUCAUAUAGGUAAACGUGUCGGGUAUUUUGUACAUUGGGAACCAAUUUAUAUUGGAACACAUGCUGAUCCCCAUUACGAUGAACGAUUAAGUUGGGAAGGCAAAAGUGAUAAAAUGACUCAGGGUUAUGCACUAUGUGCAUUAGAUUAUGAAUUCCAUAUAUUAGAUAAUGCAUUCUUAGUACAUAAACCAGGUAUAAAAAUUUUAAAGAAGGAUUCAAGAAGAGCAAUGCUAGCAACAAAAACAAAUCAACUAAUUAAAAAAAUUAUAUAUCCCGAAUUGAAAGCGAUGUAUGGAACACGACCUGGAUGUGCUGUAUAGUAAUUAUCAUAAAAUAUAAUAAAUAAUUAUAAGAUCUAUAUAGUUAUAUUAUAUGUUCCGAUUAUUCUUUACUUAAAAUAAAAUGAAAUAGCAUUAAAAAAACAUAAAAAUAAUAAUAUGUAUAAGUAUAUUUAAAAAAAAGUAAUCUCGUGUAAAAAUUAAAAUUAUUUAAAAUAAUUAAGAAAGUAAAAAAUUCGCGAAAGUCAAUGAAAAAAUAAAAAAAAAAAAGAAAUAAUUAUGAAUGUAGGAAUUUAUUCUCAAGCGAACACUGCAAAAUAGUAGGAAAAAAAUAGGAAAAUGAAAAAAAUAAUUAAAAUUUGCGAUUAUGAAAAUAAUUCUUUUUAUUUGUAUAUGAAAAUAUAUAUAACAAUAUAAAAUAAAUAAUUAAUUUUUUAAUACUUUUUAGAUAAAAAUUAUAUAAAAAAUUUAAAGAAGCAACACAAAAAAUUUAAAAAUUUACAUUGAUUUUAUUUAAUCUUUUCAUCACAGAUGAACAAUGAACAUUUUGUGAGAAGAGCACUGAACAGCGAAUGAAUAGUUUACAUAAUUAUUUUUUGCAGUCAUAGCAGUUAAAUUUUAUUUUAACAAAAUUAAAAACCCCUCUCUUUUAAAAUAAUGAAUAGAAAAGUAUAAAAUUUUGAACAGUUUUUCAAAUAUUUAACAGAAUGUUAUGUAUGCAAAUAAAAAAUCAAUAAAUUAUUUAGAAAAGUUGUUUACAGUUCAGUUAAAUUCAGAUACUCUUACUGUUCAUUUCCAUUCACACUGCUGUUCAUUCUCAAUAAAUUGAAACUCU
Condylostylus longicornis is the source of this 5965-nucleotide messenger RNA. Its product is annotated as beta-1,4-glucuronyltransferase 1. NCBI's taxonomy places the organism in Eukaryota, Metazoa, Arthropoda, Insecta, Diptera, Dolichopodidae. The transcript is spliced from 11 exons. Bases 3181 to 5172 code for a protein of 663 amino acids. The record is from RefSeq and is a predicted model, not a curated record.